AUGAAAAAUUAUAAAAGCAAACGUUCUAAUGAUAAAUUUUCGAGCCAAUUUGUUCCUGCUGAAGCGACCGAAGCAUUAAUUUCAGAAAAAUUAAGCAAAAAAGCUGCAAAACGUUAUAGAAAGCGUGAAAAAAGGCAAAAUGAAAGAAUUAAUAGCGCCCCGGAACAGAAGUGGCGCAAGAUAUCGUUAUCAAAUCCACCACAAAUAAUACCUGCUAAUAAAGAAGAGGAUAUUAUAGAAGCGAUGCCAUCCGAUAAUAAAAAAAAGCUAGCCUAUCCGGAAUCAAUUUUUAUGGGAGAUGAUUUAGGAGGUUUUUUAUGUUUAGAGGAAAUAGAUUAUGUUGAUGUUGAAUAUGAAAAUAAUGAAGAGACCCAAGGAAAGACGAUUAAAUUUAAGAGAGUCAAACGUGAUAAGAAAUCUUCAAGUGCUAAAAUUAAAAAUUCAUGCGCUAAACCAGAAGAACCAUUAACAAAAGAAGAGUCAUCCAAUUAUUAUGACUUGGAUACAUUUGAUAAAAAUCUUUUAUUAGGAAAUAAAGAGAUGGAUGAAUCUUCGCAAUCCGAAGAAGAUGUAAUAUUACAUGAUAGUUCUGAUAAUAAUGGAGACCAAAAUGAUGAGAGUGAUAAAGAUGAAAAUGAUGAAUCCAGCAUUAAUAAUUCACAAUCUAAUAGCGAGGAUGAAAUGGAUAUUGAUUCAGAAAUAGAAGAUCGGAAUUUGAAUAAUCAGAGUACAAGCACGAAUAAUAAUAAACCGACCGAGAAGGGAACGGGUCAGAAUGCAAUUGAGGAAGAAAUUAAUCUUUCUGCAUGGAAUCAGUUCAAUCUUUCUUCUACCAUCAUGAAUGGGUUGAAAGCACUCAAAUUUGAUAAACCUACACCUAUUCAAGAAAAGACUCUCCUUUUUAGUAUGUCUGGACGUGACGUUGUUGGUGCAGCUGAAACUGGUUCUGGAAAAACGCUUGCUUUUGGAAUUCCUAUAUUAGAAUACAUAAUUAAUCGAAAUAUAAAAGAAUCCGAGAAUCAACUUGCAGGGCUUAUUUUGACGCCUACAAGAGAAUUGGCUAUGCAAGUCAGAGACCACCUUCAAAAUAUUAGCAAAACUUCUUUAAUUAAGAUAAUGGUGAUCGUUGGAGGAAUGUCUGUUCAGAAACAACAGCGAUUGUUGUCAAAGCAUCCGAAUAUUAUCGUCGCUACGCCAGGACGUUUGUGGGAGUUAUUCUCUGAAAAUGAUGCGUAUCUUGAUAGCUUGCGACGCAUAAAAUUCUUGGUAUUGGAUGAGGCAGAUAGGAUGCUCGAACCCAACCAUUUCGAAGAGUUAAAUCAUAUUUUAACUGUUCUAUCGAGAACUAGAAUUAACACUAAUGAGUGGGCCGAAGGUGACAUGAAAAAAAAGGAGGACUGCAUGAAUGCUGAAUUAAUGCAUCGGCUCGAAUUUAGCGAUCCUGAUCCGGUUUUUUUGGAUAUUACACCGGAAGAAGCAGUUGCCGAAAAAUUACAAGAAUCAAAAAUUGAUUGUCUGACCAAAGAGAAAGAUUUAUACACGUAUUAUUUUAUUACGCGAUAUCCUGGACGGACUCUUAUUUUUGUUAACAGUAUUACUGCCAUUCGGCGUCUUACACCAAUCAUGAAAUUAUUAAAUAUUGAAGUUUUUGGUCUUCACGCACAAAUGCAACAAAGACAGCGGUUAAAGAAUUUGGAUAGAUUUAAGCAGAACCCUAAAGCUGUUAUGAUAGCAAGUGACGUCGCGGCUCGUGGUUUAGAUAUCCCAUUGGUUGAGCAUGUCAUACACUAUCAGCUACCGCGUUCUAGUGAUAUAUAUGUUCACCGAAGUGGUCGUACAGCCCGUGCAAGAAAAGAAGGUAUAAGUUUGAUACUGUGUAGCCCCGAAGAACUGAGCUUAUAUCGGAAGUUAUGCUUGAAAUUAAAAAAAACUGACGGCUUGACAAAUUUUCCUGUUGAUAGAGGCAUAUUAAAUUCAAUGAAACAGAGAAUAGAAUUUGCAGGGCAAAUUGAUCAAGAGGAACACAAAUUGCAAAAGAUGAACUAUGAUAAUGAUUGGAUUAAAAAAGCUGCUCAAGAAUUUGAAGUUGAUUUAGAUGAUAAUGUUAAUGAUUCUAAUAAAGGAAAUCAAAGACAAACUAAGGAAAGAAUUCGAUCAUUGAAGUUCGAAUUAAAUUCAUUAUUAUCUCAACCAUUGGUCCCGCGAGGAACAUCUACAAAAUAUCUUACAAGCGGGAUCGUACGUGAUUUAGCAGACAGAUUGUUGGAUGAAUCUUCGCUUAUAUAG
Molecule: messenger RNA, 2286 nt
Organism: Funneliformis geosporum
Lineage: Eukaryota; Fungi; Glomeromycota; Glomeromycetes; Glomerales; Glomeraceae
Source: the annotation of a GenBank genome assembly